CUCUUAAAUCCAGGUGACCCUCUUUCCGCAUCUCCACCAUAAUUGUAACUCGCGUGCGUUUCGACAUUGUCUUCCCCCUCUCGAUACUGGAUAUGAAAUUGUAAGAGGAGGAACAACGAAGUAUACUGAAAAUUCUGAGGAAUCACGGCGAACAAGAGCACCGCCGAGUCACCGGUCCCUCCCUGCCAAGGCAAUUUUUCGACACGCUUAGUGCCCGACGGUCCCGGUCUCUCUUCAUCAAACAAACGCGAAAAUACUACAAGCUUUAUCUACGGUCCACCUCAUCCGUCCCUCAGCGGUAUCGCGAUGAAAGUCUUCUCCACCACAAACGAGUUUGACUACUCGUGGGAGGAGGUUUCGACUGGAAACUGGCGGAAAUAUGGUCCAUGGAACGAGAAGACUCCGCAUGUGAUAGCCGUCGACACGCUCUCGCGAAGUGUAGAUCCGUCCACAGGCAUCUUACGGACGGAGCGACUGAUAACGUGCAAGCAAUCUGCGCCGAAAUGGCUGAAUACCUUCCUGGGCGGCCAGGAUACCUCCCUCGUUUACGAAACAUCAUACGUUGAUCCGAAGGCGAAGAAGGUUACUAUGUGUUCGAUGAACAUGACCUGGUCAGAACUACUGUCUGUACAAGAAACAGUCAUCUACAAGCCAUCCAUCUCUGCACCAAACACAAAAACACAACUUGAGCAAACAGCACGGAUCACCGCCCUUUGCGGCGGAUGGCAAAAAGUAAAGAACAGUAUCGAGCAAGUCACCGUUGAACGCUUCUCGCAGAAUGCAGCCAAGGGACGCGAAGGCUUCGAGAUGGUUCUGGAGAUGAGCAGGAAGGUCUUCGCUGAACAGCGAGAGCAGCGCCAACGACAACUGCGCAAAGAGAACACUGCGCAUAUGUAACAAAGCCUCACAGAACUAUGCUUGAUCUGGAAUUACGAUCUCCACUUCCACCACUCACCACCUACAAACCCGAUAUAGUCACAUCCUCUUUACCGACACGACAUCGUUGGAUUUUUCCCCGCGUUCUAGCGUUGUGUGAAUCUCAAAAGCAGCAUUAUUUUCAGGCGUUUAGAUUGUCAUGGCGAAGAGAAACAACAGGCAUUUCGGUUCACUCGUUCAUGGGAUACAAUUUUGCUAGAGGUUGCGGUUUUGGUUAAUUACACUGGUUACGAUACACCAUUAGACAUAGAACGAUACAGGCUUGUCAGUCCUGUAAUCAGAAUCCUUACCUCUCAUUCUGGGGGUGCUUUAUCUCCACUUCACACAGACAUCUUGCAGUCGCUUGUAACAACGAUUAGGGCAAGUAACGUGGUGAGUUGUACAUACUCGACGAAGAAAGCACAGUGUCAUGCAGCACGAGCC
Pseudovirgaria hyperparasitica is the source of this 1359-nucleotide messenger RNA. Its product is annotated as MSF1-domain-containing protein. The transcript is spliced from 2 exons. NCBI's taxonomy places the organism in Eukaryota, Fungi, Ascomycota, Dothideomycetes, Acrospermales, Acrospermaceae. Bases 307 to 897 code for a protein of 196 amino acids. Gene Ontology annotation, molecular function: phosphatidic acid transfer activity. Gene Ontology annotation, cellular component: mitochondrial intermembrane space. The record is from RefSeq and is a predicted model, not a curated record. Gene Ontology annotation, biological process: phospholipid transport.